This is a messenger RNA of Eremothecium cymbalariae DBVPG#7215, 2511 nucleotides long. It is a transcript of the gene POP1, whose product is annotated as ribonuclease P/MRP protein subunit POP1. Bases 1 to 2511 code for a protein of 836 amino acids. Gene Ontology annotation, biological process: tRNA 5'-leader removal. Gene Ontology annotation, cellular component: ribonuclease MRP complex; nucleolar ribonuclease P complex. NCBI's taxonomy places the organism in Eukaryota, Fungi, Ascomycota, Saccharomycetes, Saccharomycetales, Saccharomycetaceae. The transcript has a single exon. The record is from RefSeq and is a predicted model, not a curated record.
AUGGCAGGUCGUAAGCCGUUGAAUAAGAAUCAGCAGUUUAAAAGACAGAAGGUGCGUGAUGCGCGAGCUAUUAGAAGUGAAGCGGUUCUGUUUUCAGAACAGGAAUUCGGUGAGGCGGCUCAUAUGCUGAAGGUGCCUGACUUUGUAUCAUCUCGUAAGUUUGAAUUAGUUCAAUUACAAAAUUCUAUUCAUAGAUCGCGUCAUUCGUCUUCUACUCGUGUAUUUCAGUCUUUGCCCAGAAGGCUUCGUCGGCGGACGGCGUCCCAUAAUGUGAAAAGAAUCCCCAAAAGGAUGAGGAAUAGGGCCUUACGAGAAAUGGCCAAGAGCAAUCAGACUGUUACCAGUGGGACGAAGGAUAGUUUGAAGAAGAAAAAACAUGGUUUGUCAGCAAGGAAACUUUACAGAUUAAAGAUGACAGUAAAUCUUCUGAGAUUGGCGAGCAGGAAUGUAGCGCUGAAAUUGGCGAUGCCUGCUGAAGUUGCACCAGCAAAGUUCAAAUUAAGAGCGAGUAUUCGUUCCUUGCGCCAACAGAUACGGGCUGCCCAAGACGGUAAAGCGGUGCGGAAAUUGAAUAAUAGCUUGGGGAGUUAUGACAACACUGGCUUUCAAAAACUGGCGCCUAAACCACUUGGUCGUAUUAAGUAUAUGAAACGUCAGCGCACAUUUACUUGGUUACCUACUCACGUUUGGCAUGCCAAAAGGUCGCAUAUGGUCAAGAGAUGGGGGUUUCAAAUUCCUUGGUCACCGACUCAAAAAUGUUUUCGAAUGACUCACAGACUAACCGGCUCAGUUGCUUCGUCAAACGGCGCAAUGUGUGCUGAUACAAGUUACAUUGGCACUAUGGUGGUCAAGUCGAAAGAUAGUGUUCAAUUGACAGAUUUUGUGAAGCAGCUCACAGAUGGUCGUGCUUCUAGGAAAAAGUACAAAAUUUCACAGCAUCUUUUUGAAGGUCUCUUCUAUGAAAUCAGCAAUGGAGAUCCGUUGGGUCCUGGCACUUUACUCUGGAUAGAUCCUACAAUGUUGCUGAUUCGCCUACAUCCUGCAAUAUAUGAGGUGGUUUUCAAAACAGUUCGUGAGAAGUUUGAAGUUCAAGAUUGCCGCUAUUCUAUAGCUAGCAUUACUAUUACUGGCGGUAAAGCAUUGCAAGCACUUUCACACAUAAUAAGAACUACAAAUACUUCAGAAUCAUACAAGCAGUUCAAAUCCGUUUGUAAUGUAUCUGAUUCCUCUAUAUUUCCUCACAGAGCGAUAUUUGCCUUUAAUGUUAUCGAUCCUAGACAUCUUUCUUCACCGAAAAAGGUUAGCGAAUCCAAAGAGAUUCCUUCUGCAUCUACCAUAGUUGAUCUUGCUACAAACUACCCUGCGGAUAAGAUUUUCAAAGUAUUACAAAAACUGUGUGACGCAAUGGGUAGAGAAAAUUCCUACAAAAACCAGCAAACUUUAAAACAGUUGGCUAAAAGACGGCAAAUGCUUUUAAGGGAAUCAAUUCACACAAAUAUGAUACCAUAUGAUGCGUCAACGGAUCCCGAAAUACCAGUGGUCCUCAUUAGACAGCCAAAAACUUCGAACUGGCUAGUGUUGAUUCCUUGGUUUUGGAUGCUGCCAUUUUGGUAUCAACUUAAUCGAGUUCCUCACGUAUAUCAUAUGGGUUUGAAGCAACUUCACCAGCAAAAUUAUGAAAGGGGCUUGCUGCACUUCCCUGACGACUAUUCAUUUACAGCCGUAGGUCAACAAGAACUCUUGUACAAGGCAGAGGCAGCCAAAGGCGUGUGGGAGCGCAAGCCAAGUGGUAAAAGAAUAAAUUACGGUAAAGUUGGCGAUAUUCAUGCAUCUGAGUGUCCUGGAUACACCGGGGAGAUUGGAGAAUGGUUUGGCAGUGACUGGAAGUUAUUGCAAAUACUUCAAAACGGUGUUUCUUACCUAGGAACAGAUAUAAAGACCCACAAUUCUGAACGUACGACUCAAUACGAUGCUGCUACAGGCUUAAAACAACUAAAUUGUGUAAGAGACCUUCUACAGCUCUACGAUGAUGUUAGAAAUAGGAUUGAAGAAUCUCAAAAUUUGCCGAUCAACCUAUUCAACCAAGGAAUUGGAAACUUCAAAGAACACUCCAUUGUUACCGAACAACAACCUCCUCAACUUUCCAUUGCAAACACUCCGUUGUCGGUCAUUGCAAUUGUCUGCGAGGCCGUCGAAAGAGGCCAUUUCAAGGACAAUUCACGCCUAUACGCUAUCUCGGACAAAGACAUACCACAUUGGAUCGAGGCUGCUACAGGUAACUACCGCCCAAAUGGAAAACGUAACCAUGAACUGGAACAUCCAAAGCCAAAGAUCCAAGAUUUAAUCGGCUUCAUCACUAGUGGAACCUAUCACUUGAGUGAAGGUAAAAGUCUAGGAAAUGGUUUCCUUGCUACUAACUAUGCAGCUAAGAGCAAGCACAAUUAUAUACUCGUUCGGAAUAUUGGUACAAAUAUUUAUAGACUGGCUACAUGGCAACAAAUUCUUGUUUAG